CCUCCGCAGGGUGUGACUAGUCUCCCCCCCCAGCUCCUCCCGUUUGUACAAGUUCAAUCAUGGUGGUUGCCAUGACGUCACGCCGUGUGGGCGUGCUCCACCUUAGCAGCAGGACAGACAGGUCGGACACCUCCAACAGAAGCCUCUCCGCGGGACGUCUGCGGGCCUUUAACUUCAUCACACUAGUUCCCGCGAAGUUCUCCCCGUUCCGCGAUGUUUGGGUCAAAUCACGCCGACGACCGGAGCGGAUGCCUCGACAAGCCGCGACGUGACCGACUGUGACGUCACAGGGGGGGGGUUGCAACGAGGUGUGCCCGUCGGGCGCGGGGCCGCGGCACAGGAGCCCGGCAGGAGGAGCCGCGAUGGGCCCGUCUGCGUUCUGCGGUCGGAGGGGGGAAGCGUCCCCGCGGCGGAGUUGCGCGUUUGGCGCACGGAGCGCGCGCGGAGCGGCGGCGUGGCGGUGCGGGCUGCUGCUCAGCUUCCUGGGUUUCUGCGCCGGUUUGGAGGACGACUGCGUCCUCGGUAUAGUCGGACAGCUGGUCUCGCUGCCCUGCGUCCUCCCCCAGCUAGUGGCCGCGGUGAACGUCAGCAUCGCGUGGCGGAGGGGCGAGGAGGUGGUGCUGAGGUCGGCGUGGAUGGACGACGGCGACGUGGAGGAAUGGAGCGUCAACAGGGCCACGACCCCGGGGGACGCCGCGCUGACGGGGAACCUGUCCCUGCAGCUCCCCGCGGUGGAGGCCUCCGAGCGCCCCGUCAACUACAGCCUGCUCGUCACUUCGGGGGGGAACCAAAGCGGCGCCGAGCUGUGCGCCACGUGCCUCAGGACGGCGGCCAGCUUCAGCUCCCCGGCGCUGCGGCGGGAGGAGGGGGCGGGGCCUGGGGGCGAGACCGCCUUCUGGUGUCACUCCAGCGGGGGUUUUCCCGAACCCGCCGUCUACUGGCUCCUCAACGACACCGAGGACCCCCCCGGCGGCUCGGUGUGGACGCUGGCGGCGGCGCUCCCGCGCUCCCUCCUCUACAACGUCACCAGCCGGCUGACGCUCAACGUCUCCGACGACGCCAGCGUGUCGUGCGUGGUGGAGAACGCCGCCCUGGGCGAGAACCUGACGUCCACCUGCAGCCUGGUGCCGGUGAGGGGAACCCCCGUGGUGACCAGCAGGGCGUCGGAGGCCAUGUGGAUCUUCAGCACGGCUCUGUGCGCGGUGGUCGGGGUCAUGGUGUCGGUGGGCGUGGUCUACCAGAUCCACCUGGACCGGAUAAGCCGGACGAGGCGGCGCGAGUCGCUGAAGGAGCCUCCGUACAGAGGAUACAGGAGGAGAAACCCGCGGGAGGAGGAGGAGGAGGACGACGAGGAGGCCAUGACCCCGGAGAGGAAGGAGACCGACGUGUGAACGUUUCCUGACUCGAGGAAACGCAGAACUUUGAUCGUCGUCGUUGCCCGCGGCGACGGCAGGGAGUAACCGAUUCAAGCUUCAAUAAAGACACUCAAACGGCCGUCGAUGAUUUAUUUACAUCAUGACUGAAAAUACCACAAUUUACAUUUGAAUCAAUAAAUCUUAUUUUUGAAAAAA
Gasterosteus aculeatus aculeatus (three-spined stickleback) is the source of this 1571-nucleotide messenger RNA. RefSeq lists its product as uncharacterized. Lineage: Eukaryota; Metazoa; Chordata; Actinopteri; Perciformes; Gasterosteidae. The record is from RefSeq and is a predicted model, not a curated record. Gene Ontology annotation, biological process: T cell costimulation; cellular response to lipopolysaccharide; positive regulation of T cell proliferation. Gene Ontology annotation, cellular component: external side of plasma membrane.